Branchiostoma belcheri (Belcher's lancelet) is the source of this 582-nucleotide messenger RNA. RefSeq names its product granulins-like. Lineage: Eukaryota; Metazoa; Chordata; Leptocardii; Amphioxiformes; Branchiostomatidae. Bases 1 to 582 code for a protein of 193 amino acids. The record is from RefSeq and is a predicted model, not a curated record. Gene Ontology annotation, cellular component: extracellular region. The transcript is spliced from 5 exons.
AUGGACAGUGGGGAUGCUGUCCCUUACCAAAGGCUGUCUGCUGUAGCGACCAAGUCCACUGCUGUCCUGAGGGAACAACUUGUACAGGUAGACGUUGAGAAGACCCCCUGUCCUGGAGGUAAACAGGAAUGUCCCACAAACUACACCUGCUGCCAGAGAGGAGCCACGCCCUACACCUGGGGGUGCUGUGACCUCCCCACUGCUGAAUGUUGUCCAGAUCGUAAGACCUGCUGUCCUAAAGGCUACCACUGUGACCCGAGCCGAGCAACGUGCUACAAGAGCGGAAGUGACGAAAUUGUUGUGGCCAAACAACUCACCAUCCCUGAUACUGAACAAUCUCAGGUGUCAAAUAUAAAGUGCGGCAGUAGUAACUCCACAUGUGGGGACAGUGAGACCUGCUGUAAGAUGGCCAGUGGGCAGUGGGGAUGCUGCCCUAUGCCUAAGGCUGUGUGCUGUCAGGACCACCUGCACUGCUGUCCCCGCGGCUACACCUGCGACAUGCCGACCAGCACCUGUAUCCGUGGCAACGACAUUCUCCCCAUGGCCCAGAAAAGACCCGCAGACGUCUUCACUAAAUCUUAG